AUGAAUAACCAACUUAAUAAUGUCAAGUGUUAGUUUUGCAAGAUAAAUCAUAAUAAUUUAAUUAAGAAAGAAAUACAUAAGAAGUAUUUUGACAGAUAUGAAAUAAUAGAUAUUUUGAGUAGUUCAAUUUUUAUUUUGCUAAGCCUAUAACAGAAAUAUUAGCAAAUGUUCCUGUAGAUCAUGUAAUUCUAUUUAAAGACUAAUUAUAUUUGCAUGAUGAAAAUGAAUAUAUGAAGCGAUAUUAUUAAAGAGAAGAACAAGAUCCAAGAUUGAAAUUACUAAGUGAUUUUUAUCAAGAGUCAAAUAAAGUAAUAGAUUUAUGUUGAUUAAUCUUUUUUAAGAUUCCCUAACCUAAUUUAUGUAAAGUCAAAGCUCAUAAGUUUAUGGAGAAAAGAAUCAAUAAAUUACUAAAAUUACAAUAAAAAGCAUAAAAUAAUUAGAAUCAACAACCAAUCACUAAAAAGAUGAUUCCAGAUCAUAUAUUUAGUGAAAAUUAUGUUGAAUCUGUAUCUGAGUAGUAUCGACAUACUUAUUUAGUUCCUAUCCCAAGGAACAAAUUUCAUGGGACAGUAAAUCGCAUAACAUCUAUGACAUUUCAUAAACUGUAGCAUAGUAGUCACAACCAAAAUAAAAAACAUCUUAAUAAUGUCCUAUAUUAAACAUUUCUGGUGAUCAAAAUAAAUUAUUUAAUUGUGAUCAUGAUUAAGAAAUAGAUAAUAUUAUUUGUGAUGUUAAUACAUAAACAUCUAGGUAAUUAUCAUCAAUUACUAAAAUACCUCUUAAAAAGAAACCUACAUUUAGCUCUAACAAAAAGAAAAAUUAAUCGAUUUAAUAGCCUUAACAAUCGAAAAUUCCUAUUCCACCUUUAAAACUUUAAGAAAGUGCUAAAUCUUCCACAACCACACUACCUAACAAUAAAUCAACAAGCAUUUAAUCUUUAAUGAAAAAAUAUGAUUAAAUAUUGUAAAAACGUUUUUAAGUUAAAGAAAUAUUAACAGAACGUAAUGAAACGCGUUGUGCUGCUGCUGCUGCUGCUGCUUUUGCUUCCAGUUGUGGUAUUGGUACUAAUAGACCUGAUGUUGCUUCAUUAAAAAAAUAAAUUACAGAUGAAAUGCUAAUUAAAUUAAUAUCAAACAUGAAAAAGUCAAAAAAUAAAUCUGACAAUUACUAAUUUCAUGCUUCUUUUAAAAGUGUUAUACCUCUAACUUAAACAGGUCCAGCUUAAUCAUGUACAUUUGAAAAAGAAAAUGAAAAAAAGAAAAAAUAUCAAGUUUAUUUGGUAAGCUAUUAAAUUUAAUAGGGAGCCAAAACAAUUUAAAAAAAACCCUUCUUAGAUGUCAUCUCCAACUACAAUAUAAAAGUAUCUUAAUUAUAAUAUUAUUAAGUACAUGUUCUCCUUCUAUGCUUUUGAGAUCCCUAUCAAAUCCAUCUAUGGCUCCUUCUCCUUUGAGAAGAUUAGAAAUUAAAGUUAACUUAAAUAAACUUAUCUAAUAAUAAGAACAAGAGAUAGGAUACUGGACUCAAAGAUGCAAAGUUCGUUGA
Messenger RNA from Paramecium sonneborni, 1542 nucleotides. The record is from the annotation of a GenBank genome assembly. Lineage: Eukaryota; Ciliophora; Oligohymenophorea; Peniculida; Parameciidae.